Molecule: messenger RNA, 1643 nt
Organism: Populus euphratica (Euphrates poplar)
Lineage: Eukaryota; Viridiplantae; Streptophyta; Magnoliopsida; Malpighiales; Salicaceae
Product: chalcone synthase
Exons: 2
Coding region: 112-1287 (391 amino acids)
Biological process (GO): polyketide biosynthetic process
Molecular function (GO): acyltransferase activity, transferring groups other than amino-acyl groups
Source: RefSeq, a predicted model, not a curated record
CAUACAUGCCAUUGAUAGUAAUUUCCAUCUUUUCAUUGCAGCUGUCCUUCAGUCUUUGUCUCUGUUCCCGAGCUAGCUUCUUAACGUUCAAAGAGUUAGCUGCCCGUAAAGAUGGCACCGUCGAUUGAGGAGAUCAGAAAGGCCCAGCGAGCCAGUGGUCCAGCCACCAUCCUGGCCAUUGGCAAGGCCACCCCGUCCAACUGCGUCUCCCAGGCUGACUAUCCUGACUACUACUUCCGGAUCACCAAAAGUGAACACAUGACGGAGUUGAAGGAGAAAUUCAAACGCAUGUGUGACAAAUCUAUGAUCAAGAAACGGUACAUGCACCUAACCGAGGAGAUACUGAAAGAGAACCCUAGCAUGUGUGAAUACAUGGCUCCGUCUCUUGAUGCACGCCAAGACAUGGUGGUUGUGGAGGUGCCAAAGCUAGGAAAAGAAGCAGCAACAAAGGCUAUAAAAGAAUGGGGUCAGCCAAAAUCCAAGAUCACCCACCUUGUAUUCUGUACAACCUCAGGUGUAGACAUGCCAGGUGCUGACUACCAGCUCACCAAGCUCCUCGGCCUGCGUCCCUCCGUAAAGAGAUUCAUGAUGUAUCAGCAGGGCUGCUUCGCCGGCGGGACCGUCCUUCGCUUAGCUAAGGACUUGGCUGAGAACAACAAGGGCUCACGCGUUCUUGUUGUCUGCUCUGAGAUCACUGCUGUCACUUUUCGUGGACCAUCUGAUACUCACUUGGAUUCAAUGGUAGGUCAAGCGCUUUUUGGCGAUGGUGCUGCAGCAGUUAUUGUAGGUGCUGAUCCUGACACUUCCAUUGAGCGUCCAUUAUUCCAGCUUGUCUCAGCUGCACAAACCAUCCUUCCUGACUCUGAUGGGGCCAUCGAUGGACACUUACGUGAGGUUGGUUUAACCUUUCACCUGCUAAAGGAUGUUCCUGGGCUAAUCUCUAAGAACAUAGAGAAAAGCCUGGUUGAAGCAUUCGCUCCAAUUGGUAUCAACGAUUGGAACUCCAUAUUUUGGAUUGCACACCCUGGUGGCCCCGCGAUUCUUGACCAGGUUGAGAUUAAGCUAGAUCUAAAGGAAGAGAAACUGAGAGCUACAAGAAACGUUCUGAGUGAUUAUGGCAACAUGUCAAGUGCUUGUGUUUUGUUUAUCUUGGACGAGAUGAGAAACAAGUCUCUCGAGGAAGGGAAAAGCACCACCGGUGAAGGGCUUGAGUGGGGUGUUUUGUUUGGAUUCGGACCAGGACUCACCGUUGAGACAGUGGUGUUACACAGCGUUCCAGUGGAAUAAACAAUUUGCUCAUGAGCCAUGAAUUACGAAGUUCGACGAAGCUGGAGACAACCUGCGGUAGUGGAAAGCAUGUCCUAUCAUCAUAAGCAUAUAAAAAAUAAGAUCGUCCGACCAGCAAUAUAUAUUGGGCAGUUAUAUGCUAAGGUUGCUUUUAAGGGUGUUAAUGUAAGGUUUUUAUUCUUUCUGUGUGUCGUCGGUGAGUCCAUUUUUUAGUGUCAGAAAGCUUUUAUUCCUCCGUGGCCUUGUCAUAUCAGGGGAUGGUUAAUCCACGUCUAGAUCCCAGCCGUUCUCCCUGUAUCUCUUGUGGAUUUAAUUUCUUAAAAGGCAAUGUAUUCUUGACUAUUAAUUUCAAGUAU